GAGAGACUUCAAUUCCUUACCAUAACACUGUCUGCGGAAGAAGGGAGGCCAGUUGCCCCUGUUGAUCUCAAUUGGAUGCUGUGCAGGCUUUAUCAUAAAAAGUAUUUGCCCUACCUCACACUAGCUUCUUUAAGUCUAGACUCUGGGCAAGAGCAUUCCUUGGAUGAUGCAUUCCAGAAAAUUGAACUCUUUAUCAAAAACUCAGUCAGGCUUAAUCCUCACUGGAAGGAAAGUACUUCAGUGCUUCCUGCACAGGUGGUGGUCUACCUUCAGCAGGCCUUGUCAAUAGCUAGUCAAGGGGAAGACUUGAGGACUCAGAGGGACCUGUGCCUGAGCCUGGCUAGUGUUUACCAGCAGCAUGGAGCUUUAGAAAAGGCUGUGCCCUUUGCCCAAAAAGCAGCACAGACUGGAAGCCAAAUUAAUGAAGAGGAGGGCUUUGAGGCAUCCAUACUGCUGGCCUGGCUAUUGGUGCUAACAGAGGAACCCAUACAAGCUCAGAAUACUCUGCAACAUAUGCUUAAAUCUUUGGAUGAAACAGACAGUCCGACACAGCGUGGUGUAGUCUACAACCUUCUAGCCCUAUGCCUCCGCAAACAGGGGGCUUCGGGCUUAGCAGAGAGUUUCCUACUCAAUUCCCUGCGCCUAUUCCAGUUUCUCUCAGAGAGUCCCACAGAUCAGGAGCAUGUCCAGGCUUUGCUUUGGCUUGGCAGGAGCUACAAGGAUAGAGGAGGGAGUCAGGAAGUCAGACUAUGCUUUGAGAUGGGCCUCCUUAUUGCUAUUAGUGCCAACAAUCUGCACAGUCAAAUGGUUGUGGCAAAAGUUCUAAGUCGCCAUUAUGCUGACUUGCUGCUGUAUGGACAGUGUAUUGUUUACUAUGAGCACUGUGUGGGGCUGUGCAGAAUACUAAAGAAUAAACAGCUAGAAGGAGAGUACCUGGAACUUCUCAGCAAUCUCUAUCUCUCACUCAACACUGAGAAGUCAUCAAGGAAGUCUCUAGAUUAUUCAAAGCAAAGCUUAAGGAUCUCCAUAGACCUGGGAAAAAGACAGGAAGAGUCUGAGACAUGGCUUCAAGUGGGCCGUAUCUACUAUCUGAUCCAUGAAGAUGAACUGGCUGACAUGUACCUACAGGCAGCAGUAAAGACAGCCCUGAGGAUGAACGACCCAUGCUUUGCUAUGAGCAUUUAUGAGGAAGCAGGAGAUGUGUUCUUCAAAGGACACAGAAACCAACUGGCUGCUUUACCUUUUUACAGAGAUGGGAGUUUGCCAUUUGCACGCAGCAUUAAGGAUGUGCACUCAGAGUUUAGGCUGUUGAGCAAACUCUCAGAGCUCCUGACGAAGCAGAAGCAGUAUGAAGAGGCACUGCAGUAUGCAACACUCGCAGUGCAGGUCAGCGUUACAACUGGUGUUCCUCUGAAUGAGAGAGUGUCCUACCAUCGUCUUGCUUCAGUGUACUUCUCUCUAGGGAAGUAUGAGAUGGCUGAGAACUACUACCUGAAGUCUCUUUCACUCUCCCCCACUGCACUUGAACAUGCCAUUGAAGUUCGGUACUAUGUUAAAGUGUACUGCAGACUUGCUGAUCUGACCCUAUACAGAUUAAAGGAUGCAUUUGAUGCUAUGGGCUACUUCCACUUAGCCCUGGCGGCAGCACUGGAGGACAAAGAAAGCCUAAGCACACUGUACAUAAUCUACAUGAAGCUUGCAGAGAUCCAUGCCAACGACAUACCCGAUGCUGAACUGAGUAAAAGCUACAUGGAAAGAGCGCAGAGCUUGAGGAAGGAACUGGCAGGAUACACAGACUCUAGCGACACAGAAGAAACACAUCAGGACCCAGCUGAGGCAGAGCCAGACACUCACACCAAAGCUGGUCAGUCAGACUCCAGCAGUGGCACCAGUACUCUCACAGAGUCCAGCAUGACCGACACCAGCCUCACAAUCAAUGCUCAGGAAGAGUCUGAGCACAUACUACCUAACACAAGUCACAAAGAAGACGUGGACACCAACGUAUCGGAGGAAACAGAUGCGGGGCCUCCUGAU
Sinocyclocheilus grahami is the source of this 2034-nucleotide messenger RNA. RefSeq names its product SH3 domain and tetratricopeptide repeat-containing protein 2-like. The transcript has 8 exons. The annotation marks the transcript as partial. Gene Ontology annotation, biological process: regulation of intracellular protein transport; regulation of ERBB signaling pathway. The record is from RefSeq and is a predicted model, not a curated record. Gene Ontology annotation, molecular function: protein binding. Lineage: Eukaryota; Metazoa; Chordata; Actinopteri; Cypriniformes; Cyprinidae.